Molecule: messenger RNA, 819 nt
Organism: Serinus canaria (Common canary)
Lineage: Eukaryota; Metazoa; Chordata; Aves; Passeriformes; Fringillidae
Gene: NKX2-2
Product: NK2 homeobox 2
Exons: 2
Coding region: 1-819 (272 amino acids)
Biological process (GO): cell differentiation; regulation of transcription by RNA polymerase II
Cellular component (GO): nucleus
Molecular function (GO): DNA-binding transcription factor activity, RNA polymerase II-specific; RNA polymerase II cis-regulatory region sequence-specific DNA binding
Source: RefSeq, a predicted model, not a curated record
AUGUCUCUGACCAACACAAAGACGGGCUUCUCGGUGAAGGACAUUUUGGACCUCCCCGACACCAACGAUGAGGAUGGCUCGGCGGAGGGCGGCGAGGAGGAGAGCGAGGCGCCCGAGCCGCCCAGGAAAGCGGGAGUUUUGGGACAAACCCCCUUGGACACUGUUCCGACGCUGCCUUUGAAGAGUCCUUUCUAUGAUAACAGCGAUAAUCCCUACACGCGCUGGCUGGCGAGCGCCGAGGGCAUCCAGUACUCCCUGCACGGGCUGGCGGCCAGCGGCGGCGGCCAGGACCCCUCGGCCAAGUCCCCGGAGCCGUCGGCAGACGAGUCGCCCGACAACGAGAAGGAAGCGGUGGGCGGCGGGGACGCGGGCAAGAAGAGGAAGAGGAGGGUGCUCUUCUCCAAGGCUCAGACCUACGAGCUGGAGCGGCGGUUCCGGCAGCAGCGGUACCUGUCGGCGCCCGAGCGGGAGCACCUGGCCAGCCUGAUCCGCCUCACCCCCACGCAGGUGAAGAUCUGGUUCCAGAACCACCGCUACAAGAUGAAGCGGGCGCGGGCCGAGAAAGGUAUGGAAGUGACUCCUCUCCCCUCGCCGCGGCGGGUGGCCGUGCCGGUGCUAGUCAGGGACGGCAAGCCCUGCCACACGCUCAAAGCCCAGGACUUGGCAGCCGCGACGUUCCAGGCGGGCAUCCCGUUCUCGGCGUACAGCGCGCAGUCCCUGCAGCAGCACAUGCAGUACAACGCGCAGUACAGCGCGGCCGGCAGCCCCCAGUACCCCACAGCGCACCACUUGGUACAGGCGCAGCAAUGGACUUGGUGA